CGGCGGCGGCGGGAGCUGCGGGCGUGUGCGCGGGGAGCGCAGCGAAGGCGGGCGGGGGGGAGCGGCAGCGGCGGCGGAGGCACUUGGAGGGGGGGGACGAACCGCCGCACACUUUUGGCCACUGCACGGGAGAGGGGGGACGGAGGCUGCAUGUGCGCAGCGUCGCUCGCGGAUCUCCCGAGACUGAUCUCAGCAUCCCGCAGGCUCAGUCAAAAGCAGCGACGAAACAUCAGCCGCUGCCAGACAUGGAUGAAGGAAUCUCCCGCUUGCCGGAGAGGCAGCUACUGGAGCAUAGGGAUUUUAUAGGGCUGGACUACCCUGCCCUGUAUAUGUGCAAACCCAAAAGAGGAGUGAAGAGGGACGAGAGCAAGGAAACGUACAAACUGCCACAUAGACUGAUAGAAAAGAAGAGGCGAGACAGGAUUAACGAAUGCAUUGCCCAGCUGAAGGAUUUAUUGCCCGAGCAUCUGAAACUAACGACGCUGGGACACCUGGAGAAAGCGGUGGUGCUGGAACUGACUUUGAAGCACUUGAAAGCACUGACAGCCUUAACAGAGCAGCAGCACCAGAAGAUAAUCGCUUUGCAGAAUGGGGAGCGGUCCAUGAAGUCUCCGGUGCAGGCCGACCUGGACGCCUUCCACUCGGGCUUUCAGACGUGCGCGAAGGAAGUGCUGCAGUACCUCUCCCGCUUCGAGAGCUGGACCCCCCGCGAGCAGCGAUGCGCGCAGCUCCUCGGCCACCUGCACUCCAUCUCGUCGCAGUUCCUCCCCGGCCCUCAGCUCCUGUCCCCGCCGCCGGGCCCCCUCAGCAAGGGAUCCUCCUCCUCUUCCUCCCCGCCCGCCCCCCCCUGCGCGCCGGGCCACAAGCCGGAGGGCCAGGCUAACUGCGUGCCCGUCAUCCAGCGGACUCACGCCGCCGAGCUCAGCGCCGAGACCGACACGGACACGGACAGCGGCUACGGCGGCGAGGGCGAGGCGCGCCCCGAGCGCGGCCCCGCGGCGGCGGCCGGCGGAGCGCUGCCCGCCCUGGCCAUCAAGCAGGAGCCGUCGGGGGACGAGGUGCCCCCCGCGCCCAAGCGGCUGAAGCUGGACCGCGGCGGGAGCCCCAUGCCCGGCCCGCCGGGGCUGGCGGCGCGGGGAGCCGAGGCGGCGGCGGCGGCGGCGGCCGCGCUGGUCAGACCCGACGCCGCCCUGCUGGGCUCGCUGAUGGCCCUGGGGGCGGGCGGCGGCGGGGCCCCCUUCGGACAGCCGGCGGCGGCCCCUUUCUGCCUGCCCUUCUACUUCAUCUCCCCCUCGGCCGCCGCCGCCUACAUGCAGCCCUUCCUGGAUAAAAGCAGCCUGGAGAAGUAUCUGUACCCCGCCGCCCCCAUCCCGCUCCUCUACCCGGGCAUCCCGGCCCAGGCGGCCGCCGCCGCGGCAGCCGCCGCCGCCUCCUUUCCCUGCCUCUCCUCCGUGCUCGGCCCCGAGAAGGCGGCGGCGGCCGCCACCGGGCUGCCCCCGACGCCCCACCUCCCGCACCCCUUCGCUGCCGCCGCCGAGCACGCCGAGGAGCCCGAGCCCGCAGCCGCCGAGGAGCCCGGCGCCGAGGGCCCGUGAGACGGCCCGGGGGCUCCCGCCGCCGCUGCCCUCCCCUCGGACUGAGGGGCCGUCGGGCCUGCACUUGCGCCCCCGGGUUCCUACGGAGGGCAGGGGUCGCUGGGGCCCGUGAUCGCCGGGAGCUGGCGGCCGCGGAGUGCCCGGCCCGGCCCGGGGGAGUCCCGCUGCCGGGGCGGCAGGUCCCGGAGCGGCCCCCGCAGAGGACCGUCGAGGAUAAAAUUUGCUACUCAGUAUUUUUUUAAUGUUUGGCUUUAUAAAUGCGUAAAUAAGGAAAACAAAACAAAACAAAAAAAAAAAAAAAAAAAAAAAGAAGAAGAAGGAAGAAAACAUAGUAAGGAUACUUUUUUUUUCUCUCUAUAUAGAGUAAUUAAAUGUGGCACCUUAUUUGGAAUGGGUUUAUACAUUGUGUCCCUAAGUCCCACAUGGGAACUUGCACUUGUUGUCCGGGAGACCUGGAUGGGUUCAGGGUGAGGGCGGGAAGGAGGCGAGGGAGGAAGGGCAGAGCCCAGCACCUGUGCUAGCACUUUAUGGAGAACCGGAGUGUGGAGGAUGCCCUGAGCCCAAACCUGCAGUGCCUUGAGCACCCGGGGAUGCCGCUGGCUCCAGCAAGUUUUGGGUGUGCAAGGAAAGGAGGGUCAGACCCAUUACAUAACCUUGUGUUUAUUUCUUUUUUUUUUUUUUUGGCUAAGGUAUACAGGUGUGGCAAGUGCAUUUGUUCUCACCCCAUCUUUAUUUAAUUCAGAAUGUUCCCGAGAGAUUUUUUUCCCCCCAAACUUUGCUGUAUAAAAUGAAUGUUACUGCACUGAACUACAAAAAGAAACCCCCUUCUCUUCCCCUAAGAAAACACAGAGCAGCUUGUCAGCCUGAGCUCAUUUUAUCCUAAAUUCCGAGUGACACAAACUGGAGGCCGUAGGUAAACACCUCGCUGUGCAACCAGAACUGAUUAACCCACUUGGGGUAAGUUUCCCAUAUGGGUUUUCCCCUCAUCCCAUGCUCAAAUACUGCGUUUUCCCUUUCUGGAGACAAACCAGACGCCAGAUAAUCACACAGAUAAAGCUUUUAUAAUAAGGCUUAAACCAAGACCUUGCCUAGAUAUUUUUAGUUUGUUGCCAAGGUAGCACUGUGAGAAAUCUCACUUGAAUGUUAUGUAAGAGGUGAGACACCACAGCCUGGCGAGGAGUGUGUGCGUGUCCGGGGUCCGUCAGUCCGUUUGGUGCAUCUGCUGCUGCUGUUGCUACUGUUUGCCUCAAACGCUGUGUUUAAACAACGUUACAAAAAAAAAAAAAUCUUACUAGCCUACAGAGUGGCUGUAUGUAAAUAGUUGUUAAUACAUCCAAUUAAUGACGUCUGACAUGCUAUUUUUGUAGGGAGAAAAAUAUGUGUUAAUGAUAUUUUGAGUUAAAUAUCUUUUGGGAGGAUUUGCUGAAAAAGUUGCACUUUUGUUACAAUGCUUAUGCUUGAUACAAGCUUAUGCUGUCUUAAAUUAUUAAAAAAAAAUAAAUCCUGUCUGCAAGAAACCAGCUGUUUUAGAACAGUUUAGUAUGUGAUAUAUUAGAAAUCAAUCUUUAUAUUCAGUAUUUUCCAGCACUCCAUGAAUUCUAUUAUCUAAAUAUUUCCACACUAUUUUGUGAUUUAAAAAAUUCUUAAUAAGGAAUAAAAACUUUAAUACACAAAA
Molecule: messenger RNA, 3270 nt
Organism: Zonotrichia leucophrys gambelii
Lineage: Eukaryota; Metazoa; Chordata; Aves; Passeriformes; Passerellidae
Gene: BHLHE41
Product: basic helix-loop-helix family member e41
Exons: 5
Coding region: 246-1595 (449 amino acids)
Biological process (GO): regulation of neurogenesis; regulation of transcription by RNA polymerase II; anterior/posterior pattern specification
Cellular component (GO): nucleus
Molecular function (GO): protein dimerization activity; DNA-binding transcription factor activity, RNA polymerase II-specific; RNA polymerase II cis-regulatory region sequence-specific DNA binding
Source: RefSeq, a predicted model, not a curated record